UCACUACUCCGCGACACAAGUUUGUCUGCACGAUGGCUGAGUGUCGUUCGUCCACAGUUAACCUCAGAGAGUUCGGAUGCGAGCAAAAUUUGCUGUCUCGUCCUGACGGUUCGGCGUCUUUCAUCCAAGGUGACACAAGUGUGCUGGCAGCAGUGUACGGCCCAGCUGAAGUCAAAGUAAGUAAAGAGAUUUACGACCGAGCCACGCUGGAAGUGAUCAUACAACCCAAAGUUGGACUUCCAAGUGUGAAGGAGCGUGCUCAAGAACAGUGUGUGCGGGAAAGUUGCGAGGCGUCUCUGCUGCUGUCCUUUCACCCUCGCUCGUCCCUCACACUCGUCUUACAGGAGCUCCAUAAUGACGGGUCUCUCUUGUCCUGUUACCUCAACGCCUCCUGCAUGGCUAUGAUGGACGCCGGCUUGCCGAUGAGUUGUCUCUUUUGCGGCGUUACCUGCGCCAUCCACACGGACGGAAGAAUCAUCACUGACCCGACUGCUGCUCAGGAAGCGGAGAGUCGAGCGCUGUUGACCUUUGCCAUCGACAGCAAAGAGCGCCGAGUGAUGAUGACGUCGACCAAAGGAUCGUUUUCAGUGCACGAGAUGCAGCAGUGCAUCGCUGUCAGUCAAACAGUGUCCGAGAAGAUCUUCAGUUUCCACAGAGAGUCGCUCAAGCGGCGUUACUCCAAAAGUAUUUAGAGAUGACAACACAAGUGCGAAGAAAGCUUGAAGGACUUCUGUAAAGCAUUGGCUUCACAGUUCUAACGUCCAGGGUUCCAGUUUCCAUGCUGUCCCCGUGUCUGUGUGGUUUUUCUCCAGGCAGUCCUGGCCUAGUUCCCCUUCUAUCAGAAGUGGACUGGUUGUUUUAUAUAAAAAAAUAAAAAUAACCUUAUUUUAUCCCACUAUUUUAAAUCCGAAGCAAUGACAUCCCUGUAGGUGUCUUAUUGGUAGGGUUUUAUUUUGAAGGUGUUUUUUUGAUUACUGUUGUUGUUUUAGUGCUGUAAUCCAAACAAAAUUAAAGGCGACUGGCUUGACCGCAGGAAAAGGGAGUCGUCUAUUUGAAGUUCUGUGAUUAUUUGUGAAAAUGUAAUGCACACCCAGGCUGUCUACAACAGUAUUGGCUCCAAUUUGAGGAAGCAAGUUUUAUGCAACAGUUCCCCAGCGGUUCCAUCAGGGUGCAGCAUCUGCUGCAGCAAUUGCCACAAAUUAAUGGAAUUGAUUUUUUUGUCUUUUUUUUAAAUUAAGGAAAUAAAAAAAAAGUUGACUUUUUUUAUGUGCGGGGCUUAAAGAGCUGCAUGUGGACAUUGGAGUCAUGUUUUAUAAAAUUAUGCAUUUGUUAUGCAAGAAGGUCCUGCGCAUA
This is a messenger RNA of Syngnathoides biaculeatus (alligator pipefish), 1353 nucleotides long. RefSeq names its product exosome component 5 (gene exosc5). Lineage: Eukaryota; Metazoa; Chordata; Actinopteri; Syngnathiformes; Syngnathidae. The transcript is spliced from 7 exons. The record is from RefSeq and is a predicted model, not a curated record. Bases 33 to 692 code for a protein of 219 amino acids. Gene Ontology annotation, cellular component: cytoplasmic exosome (RNase complex); nucleolus; nuclear exosome (RNase complex). Gene Ontology annotation, biological process: rRNA catabolic process; nuclear mRNA surveillance; U4 snRNA 3'-end processing.